Cucurbita pepo subsp. pepo (vegetable marrow) is the source of this 718-nucleotide messenger RNA. RefSeq names its product 14 kDa zinc-binding protein. NCBI's taxonomy places the organism in Eukaryota, Viridiplantae, Streptophyta, Magnoliopsida, Cucurbitales, Cucurbitaceae. The record is from RefSeq and is a predicted model, not a curated record. Gene Ontology annotation, molecular function: catalytic activity.
CGAAUUUGAGUAAGUAGAUCAGAAAAAAUUAGGGCUGUGAUGGUCAAUGGCGAUAUAAAACCCUGGACUCGACUCUCAGUUCUAAGCUCCCACAUUACACCUUCUCUUUCCAUUUCCAUGGCUUCUUCUGAGAAGGAAGCGGCUCUUGCAGCCGUCCCCUCCGAUUCCCCCACCAUAUUUGACAAAAUCAUUAACAAAGAAAUUCCAUCUACGGUGGUCUUUGAGGAUGACAAGGUCCUUGCUUUUAGGGACAUAUCACCUCAAGCUCCUACACAUAUUCUAAUCAUUCCAAAAGUUAAGGAUGGGUUAUCUGGAUUAUCUAAGGCCGAGGAGAGGCACACGGAGAUUCUCGGCCACCUUCUUUACACCGCCAAGCUCAUAGCCGAGCAAGAAGGGCUGGACGAUGGCUUUAGAAUUGUAAUUAACGAUGGACCAAGUGGAUGUCAAUCGGUUUAUCAUCUUCAUGUUCACCUUCUUGGGGGGCGACAAAUGAACUGGCCCCCAGGUUAAGAUAACCCUUAAAUUAAGGUUGGAAUGCACAUUCAUAGCUAAUAAACCUAUGUCUAUGUUAUCAUCUACCUAUCCGAAAAUUCUAUCAACUGCUGCUGUGACUUGCGGUGUCAACAUCAUUCAUAGCUAAUAAACCUAUGUCUGUUGUUUUCUUGAAUAUCGAAAUUAAUAAUGGAUGCCCGGUACUUUCCCCAGAUAUGGAAAUGCA